AUAAAUUUUCAGACAAAAAAUGGGGCCUGGUCUGAAGAACAGAAGUAUAGAAGGUACGAUCAAGGGUCUCACUCUCUCUGCUUGCUCCGAUCCAAGAGCUCACAGGUUUUUGUGAGUGAUUUGGUCACCAGAUGCAGUCACAAGAGAAACCUCCGUCAGAGCCUGCAGAAAUGGAGCCGCGAAUCGAUGAAAUUUUUCCACUCUCAAACAAACCGUUCCAUGGUGUUAUUCUUGGAAAAUCGCAUGUUGCUCCUGCAUAUCUUAUGAGCUUGCCAGCCAAAUUUCAUUCUGUUUUACCUGCUAUUGUGAUCCAUGGGGUUGUUUACUGUGGGGGCAAGGAAUGGAGGGUAGAUUACUAUGGAAACCGACGCGGUAGGACGCUCGAUACCAGAGGCUGGAGGAAGUUUGUUGAUGAAAAUCAUCUCAAAUAUGGAGAUGCUUGUGUAUUUGAGCUCAUGGAAUGUAGCAGCAGCAUGGUCAAAUUCAGAGUUCAAAUUCUCAGAGGUGACAUUCCUGUACAACUGCACGACAAGUUCAGGGGGGAGAGUAGAGACACUCCUAUAAAUAUUGACUAGCUGCCCCUGAUUUCUAUGGCUUGUUAACAGCAGCGUUUCCAGUUGUCCGAUCUCCCCUACGCCUAGGACAAUGAUAAGGGAGGAAUGGUAUUAACUGUUGCUCUUAUUAAUGCAGUGUUACCCAUUGCUCCGAUCUCUCCUACACCUAGGAUGUUGUCGGGCCAAUAAGGGAGGAACGUUAUUAGACGUUGUUCUUCUUAUGCCUUAGCAGGUGUUCCCUAGGAUUAGGUAACCCCUUUUUUUUCUGUAAGUGGAUAUGUAAUCCUGUUAUAUGGUUCAUGGAUACUUCAAUUUGUACUCCAUUCUCUUUGCAUUUUGGAGUAUUUGAUUGUAGUUUUAUAUAAUAUACGUUUGUUAAUUAGGGGGUAA
Messenger RNA from Momordica charantia (bitter melon), 944 nucleotides. RefSeq names its product B3 domain-containing protein Os04g0386900. The record is from RefSeq and is a predicted model, not a curated record. Gene Ontology annotation, molecular function: DNA binding. Lineage: Eukaryota; Viridiplantae; Streptophyta; Magnoliopsida; Cucurbitales; Cucurbitaceae.